Molecule: messenger RNA, 2232 nt
Organism: Aquila chrysaetos chrysaetos
Lineage: Eukaryota; Metazoa; Chordata; Aves; Accipitriformes; Accipitridae
Gene: ACAP1
Product: ArfGAP with coiled-coil, ankyrin repeat and PH domains 1
Cellular component (GO): cytoplasm
Molecular function (GO): GTPase activator activity; protein binding
Source: RefSeq, a predicted model, not a curated record
ACCUCCCCGGGACACCCCCCCCCUCCCUCCAGUCCCGCCUGUGCCCCCCCCUCCUUUUCCCGUUCCCCCCCCCGCCAUGACGGUGAAGCUGGACUUCGAGGAGUGUCUGCGGGACUCGCCCUGGUUCAGGGCGGCCGUGGAGGAGGCGGAGGCAGAUGUGGCCGAACUCGAGACCCACCUGGAGAAGGUGCUGAAGCUGUGCUCCGCCAUGCUGGAGGCCGGACGGCAGCUGGAGGGAACGAGCCGGGCCUUCGCCGCGGGGCUGCGGGAGCUGGCGGGGAUCCCCCGCGGGGACCCCCUCGUGCGGGAGGCUCUGGAGAAAUUCUGUGACUCCCUAGAGCAGAUGAUGGACAGCCACGAGGAGCUGCAGGACAGCACCCAGGUCGCCCUGCGCCGCCACCAUCCACACCCUGCUCAAGGAGCGCGGGGGCUGCGGGAGGCGCGUCGGGAGCGGGCGCGGGCGGCGGAGGCGCUGGCGGGGGCCCUGCAGCACCACGCCGAGGUCCCGCGCCGGCGGCCCUUGGAGGCCCGAGAAGCUGCCGCUGCUUUGGGCGGGGCCCGGGGCGUGGCCCGGGCGAGGGGGCUGGAUUAUGUUCUGCAGAUCAAUGUGAUGCAGGACAAGAAGAAGACAGAGAUCCUCCAGUUUGUGCUGGCCCUGCUGGAAGCCCAGGCCGCCUUCUUCAGCCAGGGCCACCGCAGGGCCACCAGCACCCAGCAGUACCGGGGGCAGCUGGGGGCGCAGCUGGACCGGCUGGUGCUGGAGGGGGCCCGGCAGCAGCGGGACAUGGAGCAGCGCCACGCCCUGCUGCUGCAGCAGGACCUAUCACAGGAGACGGUGGGCGGGGCCACAGGGGAGGCGGGGCCGGGGGCCCCCCCCAUGGAGGGGUACCUGUACAAGAGAGCCAGCAACGCCUUCCGCACCUGGAGCCGGCGCUGGUUCUCCAUCCAGAGCAACCAACUGGUGUACCUCAAACGGGCGCGGGACCCCCCAACAGUGGUGGUGGAGGACCUGCGCCUCUGCACCGUCAAGCCCUGCCCCGACCUCGAGCGUCGCUUCUGCUUCGAGGUCGUCUCCCCCUCCAAGUCCUGCGUGCUGCAGGCAGACUCGGCGGGGCAGCAGCGAGCCUGGCUCAGCGCCGUCCAGAGCAGCAUCGCCUCCGCCUUCAGCCAGGGGCCCCCCCGGGACCCCCCCGCACUACCCAACCCCUGCCCCCCACCCAGCAGCCCGCCGAACGUUCGUGGUCGGGGUCCCGGGGGGUUCGGGGGGGGGCCCCCCGAAUCUCAGGUUCUGGAGACGGUGCUGGGGCUGGAGGGGAACGGGAGCUGCUGCGACUGCCGGGAGCCGGCACCCGCCUGGGCCAGCGUCAACCUGGGCAUCACCCUCUGCAUCGAGUGCUCCGGCAUCCACCGGAGCCUGGGGGUCCACUUCUCCAAAGUGCGUUCGCUGACGCUGGACUCCUGGGAGCCUGAACUGGUGAAGUUGAUGUGCGAGCUGGGGAACAGCACCCUGAACCGCAUCUACGAGGCUCGGGUGGAGGAGAUGGGGGUGAAGAGACCCCCCCCCGGCUGCUCCCGGGCGCAGCGGGAGGACUGGAUCCGGGCCAAGUACGUGGAGAAGAAAUUCGUCACCGGGCUCCCGGGAGGGGGGCCCCGGCCCCGCCCAUCCCGCGCAGGCCCCGCCUCUCGCCCAGGCUCCGCCCCCCGCGGCAGCCCCACCCCCCGCAGCUGCCACACCCCAGAGCCCCCGGAGGCGGAGGGCCCCCCCAGCCUUCACCCCGGGGCUCUGCUCUACUGGGCGGCCCAGCACCGGCGCCUGCCCACCAUGGCCGACGCGCUGGCCCACGGCGCCGACCCCGGGUGGGUCAACGCCGCCGAGGACAACCGCACCCCCCUGCUGCAAGCUGUCGCCGCGAACUCGCUGCUGGCUUGCGAGUUCUUGCUGCAGAACGGAGCCAGCGUCAACCAGAGCGACAGCCGCGGGCGGGGGCCGCUGCACCAUGCCACCGUGCUGGGACAUACUGGGUGCGUCCCCAGUAGCGUACUGGGAAGGGGUGGGGAGGGGGAACUGGGGGGGGGGGGUACUGCCCCUCACUCUGAGCCCUAUGUUAUCAGUGGUGGCGGCGCCCACCCCAAAAGCGGCCGGUUUGGGAAGCUAAACAGGGGCUGCCUUGGGCAGUGCCCAGAUGGGUGACCUGACCCUACUCAUUGAACUGGGGGGGGGUAACCCUCUUU